Molecule: messenger RNA, 2599 nt
Organism: Erythranthe guttata (spotted monkey flower)
Lineage: Eukaryota; Viridiplantae; Streptophyta; Magnoliopsida; Lamiales; Phrymaceae
Cellular component (GO): membrane
Molecular function (GO): protein binding
Source: RefSeq, a predicted model, not a curated record
AUGUUAUCAUUCUGCUUUUUCAAAAGGGCUUCUAAAGCAACAAUGCUACAAAAAUGUUGAACUGAGUGAAUUUACAAUUGUAGCCCUUGUUCUUUUAUAGUUAUAUAUUUAACCUUUACUUUCACAUUAUACAGUUUUGUAUUAACUAUUAAGUGAAAGAAAACAUGAGUACGGAGAUAAGAAGAGAGUUAAAAAAUCCACCAAAGAGUUUGGAGGAUGAUUUGUACAAUCUCACCAUGAAAGGGAAAUGGCGAGAAGUUGUCGAUAUUUACGAGAAACACCCCAUCGCCCACGAAACCAGGCUCACUAAAUCCGAAGACACGGCGUUGCAUAUAGCCAUCUCCACUUAUAAUAGCCGCUCCAAAAAUUCCAACCACGAAAAGCUCGUGGAGAAAAUGAUAUCCCACAUCAGCUCGUCUUUCGAGAUAUUGUCGAUCAAGAACGUGAGAGGAGAGACGCCUCUCCAUCUUGCUGCCGCGGUUGGAUGGGUAAACAUUUGCAAAGUUAUAGCCUCGAAGAAUUGGGAACUCGUUCGAAUUCGCAAUGUGAAUGGGGAGACUCCGUUUUUUCCUGCGGUCCAUUGCGGAAACUCACGAUCUUUUCUUUGUCUACGCGAGAUAUACAAUAAAGGUACGAAAGGUAACGAGCCCGAUGAGAAUUUUUGGAGGAGGAAUAAAGAUGGAAACACGAUUUUGCACUCGGCUAUCUCCGGAGAGUACUUUAGGCUAGCCUACAAAAUAAUCGGAUAUUAUCCGAAGCUGGUGAAUUCCGUAAACAUCGUUGGAGAAUCGCCACUUCAUGUUUUAGCUCGAAAGCCUAAUGUAUUCCUAAGCAGCAAACAUAUGGGAUUCUACGACUCGAUUAUAUACCGAUGUGUAUUUGUCGAUGAGCUGAAGAAGCAGAAUGUGACAUAUAAUAAUAUAGCAGAAGCCAGCCAAACUAAUCAUUCGAUCGGUCGCAAAAUUAACUUGCCGGAAAACUACACGACAUGUCUGAACUUCUUUCGUCUCGGGACUCUUCUUCUUACAGGCUCUUCAUUCUGGAACAAACAAAAAAACAAAUCACCCGACGAAGAAAAUCAACGUAGUCGAGAAAAUGAAGCCGAUACAAAAGACGACGAGAGAAAGGGCAAAGACGACGGUUUCUUCCCUCCCAAUUACACUACUUGUAACUUGCUUUUCAGAUUUGCAAUGAAGGUCAUCUUCAUUUUUCUAGGAGUUGGAAUUUGGAGGAUAAAGAAUGUUAGAGAAAGAAAAAAAUUGUACUCCCAUGCAUCGGAUGUUAUGAAGGAAAUGAUCGAGCUGGAAUCGAGAUACAAGUAUGAGAGUACAGGUCAGCGCCCUAACCGAAAGGUGGAGAUGGAACAAUUUCCGGAAACCAAGCUUCCGGAUUUUGCACCCGAUGUAUCUAACAAUGAGAACGAAAAAUCAGAGAAGAAGAAAACGGCGAAUAUCACACAAGUUAAGGACACUCCAAUAUUAGUGGCAGCGAAAAUAGGAAUUCUUGAAAUAGUCGAGAGAAUAAUUAGCAAAUGCCCGGUAGCAAUUCAGGACCUGGACUCGAAAGGGAAGAACAUAUUGAUGCUUGCAGCAGAAAACAGGCAAACGAGUGUUUUCGAAUAUUUGCUGAAGUCGAGAAAAAUCCCGACGUACAUGUUUCAUCAUUUGGAUAAUGAAGGAAACAACAUACUUCACCAUGCAGCUAUGCUUGGUGAACAGCUCCAGCCAUGGCGGAUUCCUGGUGCUGCUCUCCAAAUGCAAUGGGAGAUCAAAUGGUACAAGUACGUGAAGAGCAAAGCCCAACCGCAGUGUGUGGCGCAGCAAAACGCAAAGGGGGAGACGCCGAAGAGGAUCUUCACACGUACACACGAAAACCUAAUGAAGGCCGGCAUCAACUGGCUGAUCAAAACCUCCGAGUCGUGCUCCGUCGUGGCGGCCCUAAUCGCCGCUGUCGCCUUCGCCACGUCAUCCACCGUCCCGGGCGGCCUGGACGAGGAAUCCGGCUACCCCGUCUUAAGGGACAGUCCCUCGUUCGGGAUCUUCUCCGUCGCCUCGCUGGCGGCGCUUUGCCUGUCGGUGACGGCGCUCGUCUUCUUCCUUGCGAUAAUCACAUCCCGCUGCCAGGAGCGGGAUUUCGGGAUAAGCCUGCCGAGAAAGCUGCUGGUGGGGCUCACUUCCCUCUUCGCCUCGAUCGCGUCGAUUCUGCUGUCGUUCUGCGCGGGCCAUAAGUUUAUACUCAAGGACAGCCUGAGGUUCGCGGCGGUGCCGAUAUACGCGGUGGCUAGCGUGCCGGUGGCGCUUUUCGCACUGGCUCAGCUGCCGUUGUACUUUGAUCUGCUUCGCGCCGCCUGCCGGAAAGUGCCGCUGCGGAGUUACAAGGUGUUUUAGCGGAGCUGCGCAAUGGGGAUAAUAAAAUGAUCUUCUCGAUGGUAUAGUUUAAAUUUUUUAUUGACCUUGUAUUGUGAAAUAAUUGUUUCAUCUCUGUCCGACUGAAUGUACUCUUUGUGUGCGAGAGUGUGUGUAAAUUAAACGAUAGAUAUUCAUGUGUGAGAAUUGAGAUGUACAUGCUACUUGGUUUUUGUACUAAAUUUGGAUAAAAA